Molecule: messenger RNA, 1653 nt
Organism: Mollisia scopiformis
Lineage: Eukaryota; Fungi; Ascomycota; Leotiomycetes; Helotiales; Mollisiaceae
Product: Nucleotidyltransferase
Exons: 1
Coding region: 1-1653 (550 amino acids)
Biological process (GO): double-strand break repair via nonhomologous end joining
Cellular component (GO): nucleus
Molecular function (GO): DNA binding; DNA-directed DNA polymerase activity
Source: RefSeq, a predicted model, not a curated record
AUGACUGUGGGUGGUGGAAAAGAGGUAAUUGCAAUCGAUUCUGGCUCGGAAACAGAAUCAGAUCACGAUCUAUUGCCGGCAACAACGACGCCACGGGAGAGCAGUCUUCCGCUCCAUAGCAAAGACAGGCCACCAGGACUUGCAAACUCAAGCCUACAGGAUCUCGGAACCAAUAAUGUUGUCUCGGUUCUGAAACUUUCUUGGUACAAAGACUCCCUCAAUUCAGGCGGACUCCUUCCCUAUGACAACUAUCUAGUGUACCAAGGCAAGAUAACCUCAGGGCUCAAACACCAGCCAGGUAAAGUUACAGUACGUCCGAAAGGAAUUCAAAUUCUUACUCGAGCCAAGGAGGAUGCACCGCCACCUAAUGCUAAAAGAAGUCAUGGCAGGCAUACCUCUCGAGCAUCCCGAGCUCAUUAUAGCCAAUUGUCAAGCCAGCCAGCGCUGCUUCACGAAACGACUGUGGAACACGAGGGAACUGAUAUGCUCCCUAUCCCAGAUUUUCUCCAUACAAUCUACUCUUGUCAGCGUCCUACUCCUCUUCAUUGUCCCAACGAGGCCUUCCUCGCUCAACUGAGGAUCAUCAAGCAGGCACGAAAACUCGAGCACGAGGAGAUGAGGUCCCGUGCCUACUCUGGUGGUAUUGCAACUAUUGCCUCUUAUCCUCACACUCUGAUGUCUGCACGAGAAGUCUACAGAUUGCCGAAUUGUGGGGGCAAGAUAGCUACUUUGUGGCGAGAAUGGCAUGAGACUGGGCACAUCGCUGAAGUAGACCGUAUUGAAUCAGAUCCGCGGAUGCAGGCGCUCAACAUCUUCUAUGGCAUACACGAUGUCGGAGAUUCAGGGGCCAAGAAAUUCUAUGAGAGGGGUUGGAGAGACCUUGAUGAUGUGAUUGAGUUCGGCUGGGACAAUGUACUUACCAGGAAUCAACAAAUCGGAGUGAAAUAUUACGACGAAUUCCAGCUCAGGAUCUCAAGGACAGAAGUGGAGAGCACGGCCAACAUAAUUCUGGACUAUGCAAAUAGGAUACGAGACGGCUUUCAAAUGGUAAUAUGUGGAGGGUAUCGGCGAGGGAAGUCGGAUUGUGGCGACGUCGACGUGGUCUUGACCCAUCCCGACGAAGAAGCUACGUCUAUGUUUCUACAAACACUGCUGGAAAACUUAGAAGAAGAUUCGUACAUUACUCACCGGUUGACAGUAUCGACGAGGAAUAGUGACCGAGGACAAUCUCCAGUCAGUUGGAAAGGCAAGCGGAAAGCUGGCUCCGGCUUUGACACACUCGACCAUGCAUUUGUCGUCUGGCAAAAUACUCAGUGGCCGUCCCAGGUUGAAGAUUUGAAGAAGGAUCCGAAUUUCAAGAAUCCCAAUCCCCACCGACGAGUCGAUAUCAUUGUCACUCCAUGGAAGACGGCUGGUUGCGCUAUCAUCGGAUGGUCAGGCGGAACGAUGUUCGAGAGGGAUUUGAGGAAAUACUGCAAUGACAAGCUAAAUCUGAAAUUUGAUAGCAGUGGUGUCAGGAAGAGGGAAGGUUAUGAUGAGGGAGCUUGGGUUGAUUUGGAAGCCGGGGACGGUGACUUGUUGGUUAAGGAGAAAAGAGUAUUUUCUGGAUUGGGGUUGGAGUGGAGAGACCCUACCGAAAGAUGCACCGAUUGA